AAUGUUUUAUCUUAAAUGGUUCUCUUUCUCACUUUGUUUUCUCUCACAAAGAAAGGAUCCUAUGCUAUUAGUCUGAUCAAUUUACGGCAAGGCUACGAUGGUGACGGGGGAGAGGUGUGGGUCUGGGCUCGUGGUCUUCCUCGUCUCAGAUGCGGGCUCAAUGGAACAUCUGCUUGUCCAAAUGGAAGAUUCUAUUGUCAAAAUGCAGGGCAUGCUCCUAAAGUGUUAUUCUCUUCUAGAGUGAAUGAUGGUAUAUGCGACUGCUGUGAUGGGAGUGAUGAGUAUGAUGAUAAAGGGAAAUGCCCUAAUACAUUUCAGACUGUUGGAUACUUAAAGGACUUGUCCAGCAGCUUAGAGGUAUGAUCUCCUCAUUCCCUAUUCAUAUUUAUUUUAGCUAAGUUGGGUAGUGAACUUAUGAUAGAUGUCAUUAUUCAUAGGGUUUAUGCAAAUUAUUUCAACUUGCAUAUGGGUCAGUAUCUUUUAAUGAACUUCCAAUGCUCAAUGAAGUGAUAUUUUGUAUUAAUGAAAAAUAAGUAUGGGUCUUGGGAGGUGUACAUUCCAAAGUUUAU
Messenger RNA from Humulus lupulus (European hop), 569 nucleotides. RefSeq names its product glucosidase 2 subunit beta-like. Gene Ontology annotation, molecular function: protein binding. Gene Ontology annotation, biological process: N-glycan processing. The record is from RefSeq and is a predicted model, not a curated record. Gene Ontology annotation, cellular component: glucosidase II complex. The coding region runs from base 16 to 363 and encodes 115 amino acids. The transcript has 3 exons. Lineage: Eukaryota; Viridiplantae; Streptophyta; Magnoliopsida; Rosales; Cannabaceae.